UCAGCCGGCGUCUUGUUCUCUGUGGCGUUAUUGUGCGCCCAGAGCGCCAUCUCAAGCCACGUUUGUGACUCCCGGUCUUUCUUCCCUGCUGACUACACGGUGCCCGGCCGGCGUGGAGUGGGCGGGAUCGCCAGGGUCUGCUUCGCCACUAUGUCACUGGGACCGUCACAACCUGCACUCCGCGUUCUUGGCUUGACUUGAACUCGGAGUCGUCUGGAGUUUCAUCCACGUACCAGAACGAGCGCUUCGUUGUUGAAUCAGCCGGAAUCUUAAGGAGUUUGAGGUCCACGCCAACCAAAGACCAAUGGACGGAACUGCGUGACCCGCAACUUUAGCGAUGCCUGAAACGCAACUUCUCUACCCGCCACAUCAGCCUCCAAGACUUUACCUGGACCUGCUCCAGAGGCGUGCUGUGGAGGACCAGGUCGACCUGUGGUGGUUCCGAGAGCCACGUCGCUCCCUUAUGUGUUACUGCGCUUCACUUGCCCUCAUAUUAGGUCUGGGCCUGGGUGGGGUGUGCCUCCUGACCACCAUCACCACCAGCAUGUCCAGCGGGUGGCGCCUGGGGGUGGGCACCACCCUGUGUCUCCUAUCCCUGGCCGUCCUGCUCAAGCAGCUUCUCAGCUCCGCCAUCCAGGACAUGAACUGCGUGCACAGCCGGCGCCGAAUCGACCAGCUGAAGAGCGGCGGACGGGCUGACCCGGCACUGAUUCUGGCUGUCGGCGUGGCCCUGACUCUGUGCGGUACAGUUCUACUCUGUGUGACCACGAUCGACAAAGCCGGCCGGCAAGGGGACGACGGUGCGGAAAUGCUGGCGUCGAGUUUGGUGCUGAUGGCGGCCGGACUUGGCAUGGUUCUGGCUGUAGCGGGAUACGGCGUGCUGGUCUACCUUAAGAGAAGAAGGGAGCGGACCAGGAGGGUGAACGCGAUCAGAGCAAGGAGGCCAGGAGUUGGGUCAGUCCGUGUGUUCUGUGUCUCGGGAAGCCAGCUGAACCAGAACAGGAGAGAGAUGGCGUCCAGCAGAACCAGUCUGAUUUAACAGGGUCCAGCAUGGACCUUUGGAAGUCACACGCCGUUCUCCGAGGCUUCAAUUUGUUCGGACUUUGAUUUAACUGGAUUAACCCUUGUGUAACGUUCACAUUGUUGUUACUCAGCCAGCGUCCGUGGGUCCGAUGGACCCGUUGCAUUUAGUGGCUUUUAAUGCCUCACAAUCAGACACUUUUACGUUAAAAUACCGAACAGAUGUUUAUUAGGACAAGUUGAACAUCUGUUCAGUAUUUUAACGUAAAAGUGUUUGAUUGUGAAGACCCAUAAACGCUGGCCGAGUAACAACAAUACGAACGUCGCACAGGAAAUUUCUCUGCCAGUUUCUGCAUCCCACAGGGGUUCUUCUUUUGUGUUUCUGCGCCUGCGGUCCCCGCACAAGGUUGCAACAUUGUUGGUCAACACUGUCCGCUCUCAUUUUCUCGCACAUUUGACCCUCUGAUGUUCUGUGUACCUACACUCUGUCCUCCUUCUGUCUAGGCCAUGGGUGUCAAACUCUGGCCCGCGGGCCAAAUUUGGCCCUUGAGGCAAUAUCAAAUCAAUCAAUGUUUAUUUAUAUAGCCCCAAAUCACAAAUGUCUCAAAGGACUGCACAAAUCAUUACGACUACAACAUCCUCGGAAGAACCCACAAAAGGGCAAGGAAAACUCACACCCAGUGGGCAGGGAGAAUUCACAUCCAGUGGGACGCCAGUGACAAUGCUGACUAUGAGAAACCUUGGAGAGGACCUCAGAUCUGGGCAACCCCCCCCCCUCCCCCUCUAGGGGACCGAAAGCAAUGGAUGUCGAGCGGG
Molecule: messenger RNA, 1836 nt
Organism: Nerophis ophidion (straightnose pipefish)
Lineage: Eukaryota; Metazoa; Chordata; Actinopteri; Syngnathiformes; Syngnathidae
Product: transmembrane protein 125-like
Exons: 2
Coding region: 338-1039 (233 amino acids)
Source: RefSeq, a predicted model, not a curated record